Pogonomyrmex barbatus (red harvester ant) is the source of this 2249-nucleotide messenger RNA. It is a transcript of the gene Pten, whose product is annotated as phosphatase and tensin-like protein. The record is from RefSeq and is a predicted model, not a curated record. Gene Ontology annotation, cellular component: cell projection; plasma membrane; cytosol. Gene Ontology annotation, biological process: regulation of phosphatidylinositol 3-kinase/protein kinase B signal transduction; negative regulation of cell population proliferation; cell motility. NCBI's taxonomy places the organism in Eukaryota, Metazoa, Arthropoda, Insecta, Hymenoptera, Formicidae. Gene Ontology annotation, molecular function: protein tyrosine phosphatase activity; phosphatidylinositol-3,4,5-trisphosphate 3-phosphatase activity.
AGAGGAACACAUGUUCUGGGAAUUGAUGGGUAUAUGCUUUUCCUGCAGGAGACCCACCAGUGGCAGGUUGAAUAGUAAAAUCUCUGAGCAUAUCUCGGCCUCCGUAACUCCUCUCCAUGUUUGUCUGGAGGAACAAAGAGGACCAGAACUGGGCUCGUGUGACGCUUCACAAGCUCACAAGCCUCAGGUUACAAGAACCUUUGAGAAUCAAAAGGCAGAAGAAGAGGUUCCCGAGGAGGUGGCAGAAGAUAGUUCGAUCGAAGUUGAGGCAGGAGAAUUAAGACAAAGCCAGCCGAGUAUGGCCAAUACCAUCAGCAACAUGAAAAUGACAAAUCCCAUAAAGGGGCUCGUUAGCAAACGACGCAAACGUUUCACAGAAGAUGGUUUUAAUCUUGAUCUCACAUGUAUCCUUAGUAGCUACUUAUGCGUUGACGAUCACAAUCCGCCGAAAUUGGAACAGAUUAAGCCUUUCUGCGAGGACGUGCAGUCGUGGUUGUCCCAAGAUGAGAACAAUGUGGCGGUAGUUCAUUGCAAAGCGGGCAAAGGUCGAACGGGUGUAAUGGUGUGCUGCUAUUUACUUCACAGCAAACUAUGUCUCACUGCCAUGGCAGCCCUUGAUUAUUAUGGAAGUAAACGGACUCAUGAUAGGAAAGGCGUAACAAUACCGUCUCAGAGAAGAUAUGUGGAUUAUUAUGCUACUCUCCUUCAAGAAGGUGUGACUUAUGAACCUGUGACGGUAUUAUUGCAUAAAAUACAAUUAGAUCCAGCCCCUAUUUUCAAUGGCGGUCAAGGCUGUCUGCAUUUUGUAAUUUCGGAAUCAAAUAAAAGGAUAUUUGCGGAUGAUUACGAGGUUCGGAAAGGUACGUCUACUGUAUGCAUCUCACUGAAACACACUGUCCCUCUGACGGGAGAUAUACGGGUGGAAUUCUACAACAGACCGAAAAUGAAACCAAAGGAGACAAUGUUUCAGUUUUGGUUCAACACAUUUUUUGUUCGUGAAAAAAUGAAUUCCGAGUUCGACAACGGUGAAUUACACGUUGAACGAUCGACGAGGGCAUUUAGUUGCGACGGUAGAGCCAUGGAAUUACCGAUGGUUAUGUCGCAUGUGAAACCUAGAACUGGAUCGUUGGCGAGUCUCGGUCCCAUGCCACCUCCCCUCGUUUUACAGAUAGACAAAUCGGGAUUGGACAAGGCACACAAGGAUAAAAAUCAUAAGCUAUACAGUCCAGAUUUUAAAGUAAGUCUAUUUAUGCAUAGCGUGGACGGAAAUUUAUCGUCAGAUGUGCCAGCGACGACGAACAGAGGCGGCGAUGGCGUACAGCUGGGGAUGGGCGGGCAGGAGACGCCGAGCGAGUCGAGCGAGGCGGACAGCAGCGAGUGUGACACCACCGGCGAUGAGGAUGGUUGGGAAUCCGUGGACUUGGACCAGCGCGUCGGCCGGUACCGUCUUCUGUCGGAUGGAGGGAUGAUAGAUCUUUUGUGAGCCCGUCGCCAAUCACCCCUAAUCAUCUUUCGACUUCAUUAAUAUUUAAUAACUUUUCAGCCACACAUACACACAUUUACACACGAAUGCGGACGUUGUGUUACGCGUCACGAAACCGACACCGCGUCAGAAAAACUACAUUUCUACGCGUUCACCAUUUACGUUUAAGAUUUUGUACUUGAGUUAGUGUCUUGUAGGGCCAGAGAGAAAAUAAGCCAACGUGAUUUUUUUCUAUAAAAAAAGGAAAAGAAAAAAGAUAUAUCGAGAAUUCGCUUUCUUGCCUUUCUUACGAUUUAAUGACGAUAAUGAUUUUACACGAUUUACACACGCGAUAAAGAAGCAUAGAGAUUAGGUUUGCGAGUGAUUAUUGUUAUGAAUGCAUGAUAUGGGAUAUGAGUGAAGAGAAAAAAGAUAGGGGGGAAAAUAUGGGAGAAAAAAAUGAGUAAGAAAGAGAGCGUGCGAGGGAGGCCGAAUGAUUGGAACGAAAGUAUUUAUUAUCCGUAAGAAUCUAAUCAAAAUUAACGUAUUCACAGAUUUACUAACAAUAUAUUAUUUAUAAUAAGCACAUUUAUUUGGGCUCUUUUUUUUGUUUUCCAAGUGAUACCGUUUGUAAACACGUUGAACUCCCUUCAUUCUGCAUGGCAUAUUAUGUUUUUCAUAUAAUAAUUGAUACAUAGACAAUUUUUGUCAUGUUCAAAGAAUUUAUCUUCUUAUUUAUUUUAAAUGUUUACGAAAAAUGUGUAAAAAAAUGUGUUGAAAAAUAAUG